AUGGCGAGAAAUACUUCAUUAGCUGGUCUAUUUUUCAAGAAUUAAGGCAAAAUGAUGCUCGAAUCUAUGCCAACUAUUGAGGAGUGUGAGUAUACUGAUGAUAUGGAAGAAACUGGUUCUUAUAAUAAAAACGCUAAAUUCAUUUAAGAGCAAUCCUCCUUGAACAGAAAACUUAAUUAGAAUGUAUGUAUUGCAUGGAGCCAUAUACUUAAGAAAAUCCUCCAAGGAUAAUUAUCUGUGAAUCUCAUAAAUCUUAUCCUCUCAUACUUUGUCAAAAUGACCUAUGUCUUGUAUUUGAAAGAUAUUGUCACCUGA
Molecule: messenger RNA, 315 nt
Organism: Stylonychia lemnae
Lineage: Eukaryota; Ciliophora; Spirotrichea; Sporadotrichida; Oxytrichidae
Source: the annotation of a GenBank genome assembly